UCCGGAUGACGUCAGCGCUGGUUGAAGGGUGGAGAGACGAGAGACGAGAGCCGCAGGUGGGACGUGAAACCGGCCGCUUCUCGCCUGUUAACGUUACUUUUACCGACGAUCUUAUCCGCAGUGGAGUGCGCGAGUCGUGCUUUUCGACGACAUGGGGAAGCUUCAGGAAUUUGAAAUUACUUUUACAAAUAGCAAAGUGGUUUACAAUCCCGGUGAAUCGAUAUCUGGAACUGUGAGAGUUAAAACAAACCACGCCUUACAGUUUAAAGCCAUCAAGGUGAACUGUGUUGGCUCGUGCGGGAUCUCCUCCAAACUGAACGAUGCCUCGUGGAUGCUGGAGGAACGAUACUUGAGCAGCACGCUGUCUGUAGCCGACAAAGGUACUCUGCCAGCUGGUGAGCACAGCUUUCCCUUUCAGUUUCUAAUUCCAGCAUCCGUUCCGACAUCCUUUGAAGGCCCGUUUGGUAAAAUUUGUUACAAAAUUAGGGCUUUUAUUGACACGCCACGCUUCUCAAAGGAUUACAAGACCCAACGGCUCUUCUACCUUCUCAAUGUGCUUAACCUCAAUGAGUUGCCAGAUAUCGAGCAACCCAGCUGUGCUGUGACAACAAAAAAGUUUAACUACCUCCUAGUUAAAACGGGCACGCUCAUGCUAAAAGCGUGCAGCGAUUUGAGAGGAUACACUCCGGGCCAGAUCAUCAAACUCUCCACUGAGAUCCACAACAAGUCUGGGAAAGACACCGGAUGUGUGCUGGCUAGCCUUAUACAGAGAGUGAUGUAUAAAACAAAGCGAACUGUAUUUGACCUGCGACCUAUAGCGGAGGUGGAGGGUGCUGGGGUCAAGGCGGGCAAACAUGCAGAGUGGAGAGAACAGAUCAUCGUCCCGCCCCUUCCACAGUCAGGCCUCACCGGAUGCAGCCUCAUAGACAUUGAAUAUUUUAUCCAGGUUUCUCUAAAAUCUCCUGAGGCCUUGGUCACUUUACCCAUCUACAUCGGGAACAUCGCUGUAAACUUGACUCCCUCCAUUCCGCCCCUACACCCCGUCACUCACGGCGCUCCAAUGCCCGCCCCGCUGAGCCUCGGCCCCGUGUCUGUGGUCCCCAGUGCCCCACCUGUGGAAGAUGACCUGGAGGGUGAGCUGGGGGCCGGGGGAGUAGCCAGCGAAGAGAUCCCCACCAAAAGUCAUUCCCAGCAGGAUCAGUCUGGCGUGCCUUUCACCAUGUCUCCCAGCGUGUUUGGUCACGCGUCCGGCCCGGCCCCGCUGCAGAACCAACAGCACGCCCAGUCUUCAGAUGGUUCAGCACCGCUGUUCUGUGUGUCCACGGGGGCCACCAUACCUUUCUUUACAGAUGGCAACACAGCACCGGUUCCUACUUCCUGUCCACUAAUUUUGCCCCCAGAAUAUAGCACUUGGGAAUAUCCACAUGAGCCACCCCCCACUUAUGAGGAAAGCUGCAGUAGCAACAAUUCAAGCUUUAACAGUAGCACGAGGUAGACCGAUCAGGUCUCAUUUCUCCAGCCAUUUAUUUAAAUCCAGUACUGCCCCCUGCUGGACAGUACAGACAUUACCGUUAUGGCCCAAAUCUGGCCAUUCUCCUCCAUGGACCAAAUAUCUUUACUUAGACAUUAAAUGAUGAUUUUAACCCUACUCUCCUUUUUGAUGUAUCCCAUGAAUUGACAUUUUAACAGUGGAGAAAAAAUUCCUGGAACGAGGAGAGUUUAUUCAGUGCCUAAGAAAAUGUAGCACUCUCGAGCAGUCACCAGGUGACCAUCUGAGGUUUUAUGAGAGGAAUACCAGCAUAUGUAAAACUUGUGUAAGUUACAUUACAAAGUUACAGAAUCGUUUUUUCAUUCAACCAAGGCUGGCCUUACAUGAAGCUCAUAAAGAAAAAUGCUCUGUAAGAUUUGAAUUGACCAACAACCCUAAACUCUGCUUUCGACUGAAAAGUUGCGAACAAAUUCACUUGCAGUCUGUGAAUGCUAAGACAUGGGCCAGAAAGAAAGUCGCUCUGAAAAGAACGAGGUUUGUCUAUUGAUCAUGAUCGAAGUUGGACUUCUUAAAUAAAUAAAAUAAAUGGUAACCACUGUCCCUUGAAUGUUUAAGGGAGCAACAUAUUGCAUUUGAUUUUUGAAGAAAAUGUUUUCAAAAUUUUUUUUUUUUAAUGUUUUCACAUUGUGGUUUGACUAGAUGUCAAGAGAUGUUCUGAAAUAAGAUGGAGGUAUUAUCAUGUAUUGUGUUCAAUUUUUUUCCUGGGCUUUUUUCCCUACAUUUUUUUUUCAAAGCAUUCCAGCUAAUGGGCACAGUCUUUCAGACUGUAAUUUGUUCGAAUUGUGUUGUCCCACAGGUGUGUUUUUGCCGCAUAUGCAGCACUGAGAUUUCUUUGAGUCUGACGCGAUCUGUAAAUGUCUGAUGUAUGUUUUGAUCCAUAGGAAAUGGAGUUUUAUGAUGGAUUUCCAGCGAGGCCUUAGGCUGUGCAAGGAUCAUUGUGUACAGUCGUUUAACAUCACAAACCAUUUUUAUUUUGAUCUGAUUUGACCCUCAAACUGUUGUGAAGAAUUUGGAAGCACAAAAAGGCACUUUUAUAGAGUUUAUCAUUGUGUAUGUGUGUGAUUGUAUGCCCCCCAACCCCAUGUAUAUUUCAAUGAGAUUGUAAGUGUUGUAGUUAAGCGUAUUACUUGAUUCAGCUUGUCAAAGAAAGAUCUUAAAAUGUCUGAGAUUUUCUCAAUCAGCUAAAUUAGAAGUUUUCAGUCUUAUUUUACUCCACCUGGUUUUCUGGGUAAAAUACCACUAUGUACUAUUUACAAUGCUGAUAGAGAGGAAUCAUUUGUAUUAGUAUCAAAUUAAACAUUAGGGAAUCUUAUCUUUUGUGAUUGUAUCACAGCAAGCCACUGUGAUGUCUUACAGCUCAGCUAAACUUAAAAUUGGAGUCAGAUUGAGUCUCUUCACUGUGUAAGCAACACUGUGCUGUAAUCUCAGCCAUUUCAAAAACUGUAGAAACAAAAGAAACAAUUGAAAAUCUUGUUUUAUAUUUAAAACUGCAUUUGCCUUAAAUGUGAAUAAGAUACAUCACUGGUCCCAUAGUUCUUGUAGCGAAGACUGAACUGAAGUACUUUUCAAGACGAUACUGCGGCUUUCUGUUUCUCUCUUAAGUCUCUUUAUAUGGGCUUAAUGGAUGUUAAUGCAUCUGAAAGAGUCAUGAGGGAUGGGAAUGCAGGUAGUUUGACAAUGAAAGGACACAGUCCUCCAUCUCUGCGCAUGAUGCAGUCGCAGCUCGAGCGAGCAGUUUUUCAUGCUUAAUUUACAUGUUCUGUAUUUUCCUAUUCACCAAAGGUUUAACAGCUUUAUUGAGUUAUUUUCAUCAUUGUGUGGUACUUUUCUUCCUAUGGAGCUUUCAGCAGGUUUUGAAAUAAAGUAGCACGAUUAUGGAUCAAUGUUAUGUGUAAAAAACAUAUUUGACAGAAUCAAACUUGUACAACAAAGAAAUAAAAUCCCUUAAAUUCUC
Molecule: messenger RNA, 3503 nt
Organism: Triplophysa rosa
Lineage: Eukaryota; Metazoa; Chordata; Actinopteri; Cypriniformes; Nemacheilidae
Gene: arrdc1b
Product: arrestin domain containing 1b
Exons: 8
Coding region: 152-1495 (447 amino acids)
Biological process (GO): protein transport
Cellular component (GO): cytoplasm
Molecular function (GO): ubiquitin-like ligase-substrate adaptor activity; ubiquitin protein ligase binding
Source: RefSeq, a predicted model, not a curated record